This is a messenger RNA of Alternaria atra, 2472 nucleotides long. RefSeq lists its product as uncharacterized. The coding region runs from base 1 to 2472 and encodes 823 amino acids. Gene Ontology annotation, cellular component: endosome. Lineage: Eukaryota; Fungi; Ascomycota; Dothideomycetes; Pleosporales; Pleosporaceae. Gene Ontology annotation, molecular function: protein binding. The record is from RefSeq and is a predicted model, not a curated record. The transcript has 3 exons.
AUGGCCAGCAACAUUCUGUUCCUCCCGUUCCGACGGUCACACUCCGUAAACCUCACCGACGCGAUCAAGCAGUACAUCUCCUCCAAAUAUGACCAACACCCCGACAUGUUCACCAAAGAUCUCGAGACGAUUGAGAAGCUACGCUCCGUCGCCACACACGCCCAGGAACCGCACCCGAGCAACAUUCCAAAGCUACAACAAUACGCGGCGCAGCUGAUAUGGCUGAGUGGAAAGUUCCCCAUUGACAUUGGCGUAGAGUUCCCAUGGUAUCCUGCGCUGGGAUACAACACGAGCCGGCCGACAUCGCGCAACAACCUCCGCUUUGAACUCGCAAAUAUCAUGUUCAACCUCGCGGCCAUGUACUCGCAGCUAGCCAUGUCGUCGAACCGAAGCACGCCCGACGGGCUGAAGAUGGCAGCCAACAACUUCUGCCUCGCCGCUGGGGUCCUGUCGCACCUGAGGAACACUAUUCUGCCCGAAAUUCGGACAGAGCCGCCAGAAGACAUGGAUCUCAUGACACUGGAGUGCUUGGAAAAACUGAUGUUGGCACAAGGGCAGGAGUGCUUUUGGCAGAAGGCUGUCAAAGAUGGGAUGAAAGAUGCGACCAUCGCCAAACUAGCCGCCCGCGUAUCCGAUCUAUACAACGAGGCGGGAGACGCAGGUAUACAAUCGGACGCCAUCAGCAGCGAGUGGAUACACCACAUGACUGCAAAGCACCAUCACUUUGCUGCUGCUGCUCAGUACCGUGCAGCCUGUGACUCUCUCGAAAAGCGAAAAUACGGCGAGGAGGUUGCACGACUACGCGAUAGUCUUACUUGUGUAAAUGAGGCUCUCAAGGAGCAGCGCUACAUCAACAAGGUCGUACUCGCAGACUUGACCGGCUUGAAAAAUCGCAUCACGGAAGAUCUGAAGCGGGCCGAGAAGGACAACGACAUGAUUUACCUGCUACCUGUACCACCAAAGGCAGAGCUCAAAAUCCUCGAUCGAGCCAAUAUGGUAGUAUCAAGAGUUCCCAAGGAGAUCGCCGAGUCCAAUUCAAUGCUGGGAGAGCGUGGUGAGCUUGGUCCGGCACUCUUCUCCAAGCUGGUGCCAUACUCUGUACAUCUAGCAGCUAGCAUUUACGUGGACCGCCGUGAUCGAUUGGUCAAUGGUACCAUCGUUGAAGAGCUAGAAGCAUUGACCAACAAGAUUCACGAGGUUCUCCGCAGCUUGAACUUACCCGGCUCACUGCAAGCCCUCGAGAAGCCGCUUGGACUACCGCCAGGUCUUGUAGCACACGCUGAGGAGAUCCGUCAACAAGAUGGCAUCAACCGCCUCUUACGCUCGAUGGAGGAUACGAAGAAGCUGAUGUACACGGACCAAGCCAUUUACCAAGAAGGUGUCGACAUACUCAGGUCGGAAGCCGCAGAGGACGAAGGCGCACGACGCAAGUUCGGCACAGAACGUUGGACCCGACCACCCGCAGAGCAAGCCGCGCCCAAGCUUUACGCCCAGAUCAACGAGAUUGAUGGCUACUUCAAGGCUGCCACUAACAGUGACAACAUUGUGAAGACCAAGUUGAAGGAAAACGAGCACUUCAUACGGCUACUGAGUGGACCGGAUCAUGAGCUCGAAAACUACGUACCAAGCGGCCGGAGACCUGCCAUUACAGGCGAUGUUGAACGCGAAGCCGGUAAGCUCCGUGGCAGCUUCAACGAAGUCAGCAGGCUCGAAAGCAGGCGAAGACGGAAGAUUGAGGCAUUGCGAACAAAGGCGAAGCAGGACGACAUAAAUCCGGAACUGUUGCGCGAAGCUGCUCGCUUAGAGCGGGAGUACCCUAUGCAGACGAUCGAGGCUGUGCAGUUCGAAGGGCUCUUCGAUAAGCGUCUCCAGAUGUACGAUGCUGAUCAAGACAUGAUCAAAGAAGAAGAAGAUGAGCAGGCAGAAGCUAUCAAACGACUGCAAGAUGCAAACGCGGCAUUCUUGAUUGCUCGUCGUGGCGACCAAUCAACGAAGAAGCGUGAGCAAGCGUUGCAGAACCUAGAGAACGCAUACUUCAAGUACAAGGAAAUCAUCUCAAAUCUCGACGUUGGACGAAAGUUCUACAAUGAUCUCGCCAAGAUUGUGAACCGGUUCCGGGAUGAAGCGCGGACUUUUGCUUACAAUCGCAAGUCCGAAGCAUCACAUCUGGAAAGCGAUCUCACCACUCGAAUGAGCUCCCUCAGUCUUCAACAAGCCACGACCAAUUCGUUGCAUCAGCAAAAACAGGCAGAUGCACAAAACCCAAAUUAUGGUGCGACUGCUCAUGCAGAAGAACCGUUGGCAGCCCCAACGCCCACCAGGGCAAAUGUACCUCCACCGUCCGGUAUGUGGACGCCAGAGGUUGGAAUCCGGUUUGGUGGUGUGCCUACUUCAUCUGGCAACGCUCGACCUUCGGCUGGUCCUCCGCAGGAUGGCCGAUGGGAUCCUGCGCAAGGCCUGAAGUUUGGUUAA